Messenger RNA from Dreissena polymorpha, 1380 nucleotides. RefSeq names its product BRISC and BRCA1-A complex member 2-like. NCBI's taxonomy places the organism in Eukaryota, Metazoa, Mollusca, Bivalvia, Myida, Dreissenidae. Gene Ontology annotation, biological process: double-strand break repair. Gene Ontology annotation, cellular component: BRCA1-A complex; BRISC complex. Bases 369 to 1196 code for a protein of 275 amino acids. The record is from RefSeq and is a predicted model, not a curated record. The transcript is spliced from 12 exons.
UUUAUAUGUUAGUGUCGUGUAACCUUUGUGUAGAUCAAGCAAGAUGCUUGAAGAAAAUAUAAUAUACAGUUUAUUUCCUAAACUGAGUCAUCUAAUUUUAAAUUGUAUGCACGAAUGUGAAGUUGGAAUAUGUGCUGGAAGAAUCAAAUUAACAGAAUUGACAUACGGGUGUCCAACUGUUUUGGCAGACAACCAAGGAAAAUGUGACAGAUUUAAAGUUGUCAUACCAUAUGCUGGACAAACUUUAACAUGGGAAGUUAUAUUUGAUGCAAAUUGUCCAAAGGAACCACCUGACUUCAUUUUUGAUGCAGAUGGCUUUCUUCCAGACAUGCAGUAUCUACCAGUAGAGCCUGAAUCAGUGGGACUACAUGGAUCCAGGAAGCCUGUCCAGGGUGUUAGUAGAGUUGCUGGCUCAGUACAAAACAUACCAGGAGCAACUGAUAUUUGCGUCAGAGAGGUUAAGCUUUGAGUACAAGGCUUUGAUCAAGGACACUGAGAUAACAUCCCAUGAUGUUGAAAUAUAUUCUACAAGAACUGAGAAUCGAGUUGGACCCAUCAAUUUCUUGAUAAAGCUUCCAGUGGAUUUUUCCAGAAUUCCAGCAUAUAUUUUAAAGGCUUGUAAAGUGGACCCUGGGGAGGACGCAGCCUUGCUCCUGGUUACGUUCAACAAUCCAGAGGGAACAAGAAUAACACCACAGCUCUACCUGUCACCUCGAGUUGAAAAUGGACUGGGAGGCUCAAGUCAGUUGCGUAUUCCUGGCUUCCCUGACCGCUCCUGCCUCACAGAGUACGUACAGGAGGUCAACAGCCUGCUCACCAACAAGGUUGAACAGAUUGUUCAGUGCUAUGAGAAAAGGAGAGAUUACAUGUCUGCCCUCUUGGCACACUUUGGCAGAUCUGUUUUGGAAUAUGAUGCUGAAGGAUUCUACAAGGUGUCUUUCCUGUUUGAGUGGAAUGAUUUCUUCUUCAUGAUCUACAUUGAGCUGCUGCCUGUAUUCCCCAAGGAGCAGCCUGUGGUGACCUUCCAGUCCAUCUACCACGAGUUGAAGGGUCGCCCGUAUAGUGAGAGUCACCAGACUGACUACCCAUUCAGCCCACGCUGGACUGGACAGGAGAUGGCAGACCGCGCUAGACAAUUCAUUCUGGAAAAUAUUGGUGCCUUUCAAAAGACAUCAGUCCGUCUGUGUGCAACGUAACUGAUUAAGCUUUCAUUCUGUGAUAUGGUGCCUAUAGAACUUAAUAAACAAUUGCUUAUGUUACUAAAAAUGUGCAAUGUAAAUAUGAUUAAUUCUUCAAUAAAUAGAAAAAAGUUAUUGAAAUUACAGAUCUUACAUCAGUUUCUUACACAAUUUGAGUUGACCAAUAAAUUGUGUAAUGUUU